Candidozyma duobushaemuli is the source of this 1239-nucleotide messenger RNA. RefSeq lists its product as uncharacterized. The transcript has a single exon. NCBI's taxonomy places the organism in Eukaryota, Fungi, Ascomycota, Pichiomycetes, Serinales, Metschnikowiaceae. The record is from RefSeq and is a predicted model, not a curated record. The coding region runs from base 1 to 1239 and encodes 412 amino acids.
AUGAAGCUUUCAACUAUUUUGAUUCUUCUGAAGCUCCCGUUCGACUUCCUUGUGGUCGUUCUUCGGUACUUCAUUUUUGGAGGUAUCAGGGCCCGCAAAUACAGAAAGUCCUUGGCCAAUCUUCUUAAGGUCAAGCUCUAUAGAACCGCAUUACUGGUGCCAAUUUCAGACUCCAAAUGGCUUGCUCCAUACUCCAAUGACUUCUUGAUUCAGAGAAUCCUUCCUACGAUCGCUCCUGCUUUGACCAAGAAUGUGCCAGGUUACGGUGAACGCUAUGACUCCAACUCCAUCUGGCUCGUCAAGCAGCCAGACAGAUCUCCCGAUGAUCCAAUUAUCUUCUUCUUGCACGGCGGCGGUUUCUUCCUCCAGACCAUGCCUCAGCAGCUUCGUUCGGUCAUGUCCAUCUACCAUUUGCUUGAUCCUGCCAUAAAGAAGAAGACCUCUGUUUUGCUUUUGGACUACAAACUCGCUUCUAAGGGCCACACCUUCCCUACCCAGAUGCUCCAGCUCGACCAGAGCUACCAGAGACUUGUGCAAGAGGGCAACAAGAACAUCAUCAUGAUGGGAGACUCUGCCGGCGGUAACUUGGCUGUGGGACACACUCAAUUCCUCAAGGCCAAGGAGGAACCAGUUCAGUACCCCACGAAACUUCUUUUAAUUUCUCCAUGGGUCAAGUUGGCACCUCUUCCUCACGACAUGACGAAGCAAUCCUCCUGGAAACAGUGUGAGGACUACGAUUUGAUCCACCACUCCAAGUUUGCGGAUAUCUCGGAAUUGGCUUUGAUCAUCGGUGAGAGAGACGCUUUCUCGCUUGUGUGGUCGCCAAUGGGUAAGACUCCUCGCCAGAGACUGGACUGGUCUUCCAUUCCCAACUACUCCGACCCCAAGUACGAUGUUCUUGUGCUUCUUGGAGAGGACGAAAGUUUCCGUGACGAUAUCUUGGAGUGGUCCAAAUACGCUUUGGAUGUGCCUUUCCACGGUAAAGCUUACGGAACCGAGGAAGGCUACACUGAGGACAACUACACUUUUGAGCGCCGCAACGAAGCUGGCCACGCUAAUCUCAGUCUAUACGUUGAGCCACAGGGCCUUCAUGAUGCUAUUUUGUUCUUUGAGGACACUGUCCACAAGCAGGUUGGAGCUGGACUCAGAGCGGGCAAGCCGCUCACGAUUAAGGACGUCGACUCAAACAAGUUCUUUGGCAUCUACCGUAUGGUGAAGUUCCUCAACGAAAGGCUCUGA